CUCACACUCCCACACUUCAAGGAGGAGGAGAAGAAGAGGCCAAGCAAAGCAAAUCAGCCAACCACUUGAGCUUCUCCCUCCACUGAGCUCCAGAUCCACUCGCCCUCGGCAAUGGCGCAUCCGCAUCGGCUCGUCGCGGUGCUCGCGCUGAUCCUCCUCGCCUCGCCGGCGGCAAUGCGCGCGGCGGAGGCGGCGUGCGCCGGCGAGAAGUUCCCGGCGGGGAGGGCGUACGCGGCGUGCGAGGACCUGCCGAGCCUCGGCGCGGCGCUGCACUACACGUACGACGCGUCCAAGUCGUCCCUGUCGGUGGCGUUCGUGGCGGCGCCGGCGGGCGCCGGCGGGUGGGUGGCGUGGGGGCUGAACCCCACCGGCGAGGGGAUGGCCGGGACGCAGGCGCUCGUGGCGCUCAAGGGCGGCUCGUCCUCGUCGGCGCCCGCCGUGAAGACAUACAACAUCACCGGCUACGUCGCGCUCGGCGGCGCCUCGACGCCCAUCGCGUUCCCGGCCACCGACCUCGCCGCCGACGAGGGCAGCGGCGGCAAGAUCCGCCUCUACGGCAAGCUGCAGCUCCACAAGGGGAUGAAGUCCGUGAACCAGGUGUGGCAGGUCGGCUCCUCCGUCACCGGCGGCGCGCCCGACAAGCACGCGUUCGGCCCGGCCAACCUCGCCUCCAAGGCCAAGCUCGUCCUCGCCGGCAGCAAGGCCGCCACGGCGACCUCCCCGGCGUCCGAGCCGGCGCCCGCGCCCGUCGCCGGUGGCCCCGCCCCCUCUUCCGGCAGCGACAGCGGCGCGUCGUCCUCCGUCGCGCCGACCGCCGGCAAGAACGCGGCGACCACCGCCGCCGCCGUGUCGGCGCCGGCGCUCGCCGUGGCGGCGUUGGUGGGUUUCUUGGCGAUUGUAUGAUAAAGAUUAUUGACAGCUACGUUCCUACGUCCUAGUACCAUGAUUAGUGGUGUUCAUUGAUGUUUGCAUGAUGAAUCAUUUCUUGAACAAUUAUUUCCCUACUGUUCUUGUUUCCUUUCCUCUUUUUUUUUUCAUUUUCUCUUGCUUUUUUUUUGUUAUAAUUAGUUUUUCUUUGAUUUUUCCAUUUGCAAUAAAAAAAUGGUUGGUGCACAGCACUUGUUGUUAAUUCGGCACUAGAUUAGUACAGUGAUUUUACUAUUGUUGUACAUGCCAUUGAUCUGGUGGUAAUUUGGGGUUAUUUAAUUUCGGAUCUCCGGAUCAGUGUGGUACAGUGUUUUAACAUCCUGUGCGUUGGCAGGGAAGAGUGUGCACUGUGCAGUUGCGUUAUCUGGAUUUGAUUAUGUAUUUGCGAUAUAAUUAUGUGUUGCCGGGGGGUAAUUACCCAUGAA
Molecule: messenger RNA, 1352 nt
Organism: Oryza sativa Japonica Group (Japanese rice)
Lineage: Eukaryota; Viridiplantae; Streptophyta; Magnoliopsida; Poales; Poaceae
Product: auxin-induced in root cultures protein 12
Source: RefSeq, a predicted model, not a curated record